Messenger RNA from Scophthalmus maximus (turbot), 2794 nucleotides. It is a transcript of the gene hs3st3b1a, whose product is annotated as heparan sulfate (glucosamine) 3-O-sulfotransferase 3B1a. Bases 456 to 1568 code for a protein of 370 amino acids. Gene Ontology annotation, molecular function: [heparan sulfate]-glucosamine 3-sulfotransferase activity. The record is from RefSeq and is a predicted model, not a curated record. NCBI's taxonomy places the organism in Eukaryota, Metazoa, Chordata, Actinopteri, Pleuronectiformes, Scophthalmidae. The transcript is spliced from 2 exons.
GAUGUUCAAUUGGGUUUUACUUUGAAAAGUUCCACCGGAAGUAGAUUGCCAGUACAGUGUCUACCUUGACGCGGUUGCCUGGUGUAGAUAACUUGGCUGCGCCGGGGGAGCGCGCACACACACGGAGAGCAAGUGAUGGGAGACUCCGCAGCCGCUGACGCGCGCUUCGCCCACCGAGCGACAGUUUCUGUCUUGUGCUCUUUUUUGUCUUCUCUCGUUUUUCACCUUUGUCAAGAAUAAAACUAUCCAAGUUACUGUGCAGGCCAGAAGUGGAAGAAGUGAAAGAGGGAGCCGAAAGCGCGCAGUGCCAUUCGCCGUCAGAUUCUUUAUUGCCUCUUGUGCGUUCCGGGGGAGAUUACGCAUCGAUCGUCCCACACUCUGAGACAUGGCAGAGGAGUGAGGCGCCCUCGCCAAAAUGCCUGGUGACCGGAAUGUAACUUUUCCACGCCGGCCCUAUGGAAUAUAGUCCGAUUUUACACAGCCUUCAUGUUGUGCCAUCAUCCCACGUGAAAAACAAACUCCUGGUGUUCCUCAUCAUGCUGUCCCUCUGGGUGUACAUGAUUUACUGUUGUGUCGCCUACUGCUCCACGGUGCCCGACCUGGCGUACGGCUCGGCGAGCAGGCGCGACAAGGACCCAGCGGGCGACAAGCGGGAGCCGUCCCUCGGGGCGUCCCGGGACCUGCUGAACAACGAGAACGACUUGGACAGCAGAGGAGACGAGUGGGACGACACUAGGGCCGAGGCGAAGGCGCCGGGCGACAAUGCCAUGUCGGCUUUCCUCAACGAGUCGGAGAGUAGAAAGUUGCCCCAGGCGAUCAUCAUCGGGGUGAAGAAGGGAGGGACGCGGGCGCUGCUGGAGUUCCUGCGCCUGCAUCCGGACAUCAGGGCGGUGGGAGCCGAGCCGCACUUCUUCGACCGCAACUACGACAAGGGGCUGGAGUGGUACAGGGAAUUGAUGCCCAAAUCAUCGGAGGGCCAGUUGACCAUGGAGAAGACCCCCAGCUACUAUGUCACCAAGGAGGUCCCGGCUCGAAUCCACACCAUGUCUAAAGACACAAAGCUGAUUGUAGUCGUCCGGGAUCCGGUCACACGAGCGAUCUCAGACUACACCCAGACCCGCUCCAAGAAGCCGGACAUCCCCUCCUUCGAGAGCCUGACCUUUAAGAACAUCUCAGCGGGCCUGAUUGACACCACGUGGAGCGCCGUUCAAAUCGGCAUGUACGCCAAGCACCUCGAGCGCUGGCUCCAAUUCUUCCCCAUGGAGCAGCUGCUGUUUGUUAGCGGAGAGCACUUGAUUAGCGAUCCUGCGGGGGAGAUGGCUCGUGUUCAGGACUUUCUCGGACUCAGGAAGGUGGUGACGGAGAGGCAUUUCCACUUUAACCCGGCGAAGGGCUUCCCCUGCCUUAAGAGACCUGAGGGGAACAGCAAGCCACACUGCCUGGGCAAAACCAAAGGCAGGACCCAUCCUAAUAUUGACCCAGAGGUGGUUCAGAGGCUAAGGGACUUUUAUAAACCCUUUAAUAGUCAAUUUUACCACAUGACCGGUCAUGACUUUGGCUGGGACUGAGAUGAAAAUUAUGAAAACUACUCAUGCUGGGGGGGUUUUUCUGGAGAUAUUGUUAUACAGUGUAUGUACAGUAUUUGGUGGAUAUGUAAAAAGUUCAGAAGUCUAUUUUAUGAUAAUUUAUUGCUAUAGUAAUAUUAACCCACUAAGCUGCCUAACCGGGUUUAUUCAAGAUCACACCUUUCAUCCCGUUUUAAUUCUCAUUACAUACAUAAACAUUUUUUAUAAAAAAAAGCACAAUUCUUUACGGGUAUUAUGACCAGGGUCAGUUUUGUUUUUCUUUACCAUAACUUUGUUACUUUCCUCAAAUGCUGCAUUUGCUUCACCUUAAACGGAAAGAGAUCCAACUUCCCAAACAACUGGUAAUGUCCCCUUAACAUUCGCCUGACCCUCAGAGGUCCAUGGAGCCACUUAGUCAGGUCGAUACAGGCCUCAGCUGAUCCAGUGCCACUUGCCAGGUGGAUCAAUACAGUAAUAGCUCCUAAUCAUGUCACUUAGAUCUGAGUGAUGGCACUGCCCCGAUCUCCCAAGCACUGCGAUAAAACAGGGGUCCGUUAAUGGCACUAAGUUUAUGGUUGACCCUUGAGCCAACUUCCAAGUAAAUAUAAUAAUAUACAAUAAAGUCCAUUGCAAUGUUUUGACUCAACCACUAUUUAUACUGUUACCACAGAGGAAUGUUGAUUAGAAUCCCAUAGAAGCUCGACACUUGUUGGAUGGCGGCUUUAUCCACUGUUUCCCCCCCAAAACCUGCUGCUCAGGCGUCGUGAUGCCUAAUCAUUUACUGCCCUUAACAAACAGACAGUGAUUCAUAUGACUCAGUCACAUCCACUGAUGUGCGCUGAAAUGGCACGUAUGGAUUAUUCUGAUUACAGCUGGUGAUUCCUAGACAUGUUGAUGAUGCCCUUAUCCACGAUACAUCAGCAGAUAGCAAAAUAAGCAUUUCUUUAAAGUAUUUUUAUCAUAUACUUUCAGUGAUAGCUGGAGAGAAUUAAAAACAAGUUUCAUGAAUGGUUGAGUUUUAUUCAACCUAUUUUUUUUUUUUUAACAGACUUCAUUUCGCAAUGACAUACUGCGACCCUGUUGUUGUAGAGGCACUAUUCUGCUGUAAAAAAGUACUUAUUAAAUAUGGAACUGAAGCAGGUUUCACUGAGACAUUGAUCAAAAAGUGCAGCCAUGUCAUUUUCUUUUCUUUUUCAUGGAGCAAGAAAUAAAUGUUUUACCAAAUUGUA